Messenger RNA from Amaranthus tricolor (Joseph's coat), 829 nucleotides. Its product is annotated as GEM-like protein 4. The record is from RefSeq and is a predicted model, not a curated record. The coding region runs from base 133 to 669 and encodes 178 amino acids. Lineage: Eukaryota; Viridiplantae; Streptophyta; Magnoliopsida; Caryophyllales; Amaranthaceae. The transcript is spliced from 3 exons.
UUUCCUUCCCUACAUGUUUAUAUAUAUAGAUUUCUCAUCCUUGCAUGAUUUUCUACGCUUCACAUCAUAAAACCAUUUAUCUUCUGUAUUCUUCCAGAUAUUCCACUACAUAAUCAAACAUCAAGAACAAUAAUGUCUAAACAUGAUCAUCAAAGGGUUGCACUAAGCAAAUUAGUAAUCAGCAGAGAACACAAGAAAGUCAAAUUCUUAAACAAAUUUGCUAAUGGCAUCAAAGAACAUGUAACAGGAAAUCUGAGUUUACGCGCGAAAUUAUUAAUAGGAGGAAUGGAUAAUGUGUUCAAGAAAAUAUUCAAUAAUGUAAAAGAAGGAGAACGAUUGUUGAAGGCUUCACAUUGUUGUCUGUACACAACAGAAGGUUCAAUAACAGGCCUUCUCUUCAUCUCCACAGACAAAUUAGCUUUUUGCAGUGAUAGAUCAGUUGUUAAACUUUUUUCUCAAACAGGAGAAUCUCUUAGAUUUCGCUACAAGGUGGUAAUCCCGUUGAGAAAGAUUGAUAGAGCAGUUCAAAGUGAGAACAGUAGCAAGAAGUCGAAGAAAUACCUACAAUUGAUCACUAAGGAUGAGUUUGAGUUUUGGUUCAAGGGUUUCAUCAACUGCACGAAAGUGUGCAAAUGCAUACAUCAGGCCAUUUCUCCUGUUCAUAGCUAGAUAUCUGAUAACGCCAAAACUCUUUCUUUAGAACAAAUGUAGAAUCAUGUUUUACUAUGUGAAAAAACAUCCCUUGUAUAUUAACAAUUAUGUGAGAAAGAAACCAAACUUUAAGGGUUGAUUAUUAUUGUGUAAUCCACCAUAUAUAUGAAUACUAUAA